This is a messenger RNA of Peronospora belbahrii, 1242 nucleotides long. Lineage: Eukaryota; Oomycota; Peronosporomycetes; Peronosporales; Peronosporaceae. The record is from the annotation of a GenBank genome assembly.
AUGAUGGAUACGUUUGACAACAACGCAGCCAUGACACACUCGAACGCUGCAAUCGCAGCUACUUCAAGCCAGUGGGAUUCCUGUUCAUCACAUAAAGACUGUGACUCGUGUCUAAACGCUAGUCUCACGUGUCAUUUUUGUAAGAAUGACUUUCAAUGUCAUGCUAUUGGAUCUCCCUAUGGUUGUCCCGUAGGUGUCUCUGUCUGUCACCAUCUUGAAGAUUGCAAGCGAACAGAUCCACAGUUUGUAGGCUAUGGACCUCCACCGUCGGUGGUUAUUGCAGUGCUCUGUCUCAUGGUGACGCUGACUUGCUGCUUUUGUGGCGUUUCAGCCAUUUGCUCGAUCUUUUGUCGGACCAAAAAGACAUCGACACGACAAGCUAAGCUCAUGGCUGCGUUGGAUAAAGAAAAGCAGAAGAAGAAAGCAAAAACGACGCUUCGCGAUGUUGAUGAAGAACAAUUACAGGCCCAAAAGCAGCCUCUGCUUGUCGGAGAAAUUCGGGAAGGAGAAGUUUUGCUAUUUGAAAACGAAGUGGAUCAGGAAUCUCUAGAGCGUCUACGUACCCGCUAUGAGGAAGACGAACGGCAGAUUAAUUGGCAAGCAUUUGCUGCACGGUUCACGUGGCUCACCGUGUUGAUUUCGAUCACUGUACUAGCACUCAUGUUCUACCCGCGCAUGCCGGACUACAACGUGUGUAACCGCCAGUUCGAAUGGGAGUCCAUCUUGCACAGUAUCAUGGGUUUAGAGCCGAAGGUGGAGUACCAGGUGCUUGUGAGCGUAAUUAACGAGAAUCGCUUUGGUUUCGUGCUGGAAUCAGGGCGCGCAGAUAUUUACCACAAUACCACACUUGUGGGCAAAUGGGAGCUCGAAAAACCAUUAGAAGCCAAGGCUGGAUCGAUUAGCGAUGUGAUUGCGGCGAUCAAUAUUAAGCCUGGGUUUGCAGAAGGAAUUGCGUUGUGGAAAGAUUUUAGCAAGAACGAGCUUAUCUUCCGGAUCAAUGCUACGAUCGCGGGGUCCAUCACUUGGGGGCGAUACAAGAUUUAUCGCAUUUCAUCCUCUACGCCUGAUGUUGAGUUUCUUGUUGGAGCUGACGAUGUGCGGUCCAUCGCGUACGAGAUGUCUACUGAAGACGACUUCUAUGAGGAUCAGACACGCGCUGUACAGAACCAGCUCUCAAUAUAUUCGGUUACUUGUACUCAAACAUCCAUCUUCUUCCUUCAGCAGUUCAGCAACUCCCACUAG